This is a messenger RNA of Corythoichthys intestinalis (scribbled pipefish), 2400 nucleotides long. Its product is annotated as gastrula zinc finger protein XlCGF57.1-like. Gene Ontology annotation, molecular function: DNA-binding transcription factor activity, RNA polymerase II-specific; RNA polymerase II transcription regulatory region sequence-specific DNA binding. The record is from RefSeq and is a predicted model, not a curated record. The transcript is spliced from 3 exons. Gene Ontology annotation, cellular component: nucleus. Bases 240 to 2057 code for a protein of 605 amino acids. Gene Ontology annotation, biological process: regulation of transcription by RNA polymerase II. Lineage: Eukaryota; Metazoa; Chordata; Actinopteri; Syngnathiformes; Syngnathidae.
ACAAGAAGAAGUUUCAGCACUUGAACGUUUUUACUUCCUGUUCACUUGAUGCGAAAUUUGUUUAUGUUUACCCAUCCGGGUUGUGCAGUUCUUUUGUGUACUGUUCUCCUAACCAAACGAGCUCCUUCAAAACAUUCUCAUCGGAUGCGACAAAUUACUACUAUGUGAACGCCAACGCAACCCCAAACAUCCAAGUCAAUGAGGAGAGGAAAUUCAGGUCACGACAAAAACGAAAGAAAAUGCGGUGUCCCACAGAGGUCUCUGCAGAAGAUGUUCACCAUGAGAAGCACAAUCCCCUCCGUGUUAAACAGGAAAAGGAGUCCGAGAUACCGUACAUCAAACAGGAGGCAGAGCCAGAGACCCCAAACAUGAAAGAAGAAGACCAGGAAGUUGAAAUCCCCAAGUUUCCAAUGGGUGUCAGUGUGAAGAGCAAAGAAGACGAAGGACCAAGCGAAGAGAACGGAGCAGCGAACCCUUCGGACGGCAGCUCAUUUCAGCAUGUGACAACAAAGGGAGAGGGACUAUCGCAACCGGACGGCCUCUUAGCUCCGCUUUCGGACAGCGACGACAUAACCUUACAUUCUUCUGACACUGACACUGAUGAGGAGGAGGAUGACUUUGACCAAAAUGCUUCACAAUCUUUAAACAAGUCAUCAUUGAAAGGAGACACAAAGGAAUGCGCGGUUGGGAAACCUUUUCCCUGCUCACUCUGUGAUAAAACAUUUACUGGGAAACGUAAUUUAAAAGUACACAUGCGUACACACACCGGAGAAAAACCUUUUGCCUGCACACUUUGUGGUAAAAGAUAUGUUGAUAAGAGAGGUUUAAACAAACACACAAGCAGACACACUGGAGAGAAGCCUUUUGCCUGCACAAUUUGCGAUAAAAGAUUUCAUUGUAAGAGUGAUUUAGAAAAACAUCAGCGUACACACACUGGAGAAAAGCCUUUUGCUUGCACACUUUGUGGUAAAAAAUUUUCUCUGAAAACUAAUUUAGAAAGACAUAAGCAUACACACACUGGAGAAAAGCCUUUUGCCUGCUCAUCUUGUGGUAAACGAUUCACUCAUAAGGGAAAUUUAAACAAACACACACGCAGGCACACUGGAGAUGACCCUUUCGCCUGCACAAUUUGUGAUAAAACAUUUUCUUGGAAACGUAAUAUAAAAGUACACAUGCGUACACACACCGGGGAGAAGCAUUUUGCCUGCACACUUUGUAGUAAAAGAUUCGUCGAUAAGAGAGGUUUAAACAAACACACCAGCAGACACACUGGAGAGAAACCUUUCGCCUGCACAAUUUGCGAUAAGAGAUUUUAUUAUAAGAGCGAUUUAGAAAGGCAUACGCGUACACACACUGGAGAAAAGCCUUUUGCCUGCACACUUUGUGGGAGAAGAUUUUCUCUGAAGACUAGUUUAGAAAGACAUAAGCAUACACACACUGGAGAAAAGCCUUUUGCCUGCACACUUUGUGGUAAAGGAUUCACUCAGAAGGAAGAUUUCGUAUCGCACACAAGAAAACAUGCUGGAGAGAAGCCUUACGCCUGCACACUUUGCGAAAAAAGAUUUUAUCAGAAGACUGAUUUAGAAAGGCAUAAGUGCACACACACUGGAGAAAAGCCUUUUGCCUGCACACUUUGUGAUAAAAAAUACUCCACGAAGGCAAAUUUAAACAUUCACACAAGAACACACAGUGGAGAGAAGCCUUUUGCCUGCACACUUUGUGAUCAAAGAUUUUAUCACAAGCCUUAUCUAGAACAGCAUCAGCGUACACACACUGGGGAAAAGCCUUUCGCCUGCACAUCCUGUGGUAAACGAUUCACAAAUAAGGGAAAUUUAAACACACACACAAAAAGACACACUGGAGGGAAGCCUUUCGCCUGCACACUUUGUGGUAAAAGAUUUUCUCAGAAGACUUAUUUAGAAGAGCAUAAGCGCACACACACUGGAGAAAAGCCUUUUGCAUGCUCACAAUGUAGUAAAAGAUACGCUCAGAAACGAACUUUAGUAAGGCACGCAAGAGGCCACACUGGGUUAAAACCUUUGAAUAUCAGCACCUGACAAAAUAUUCUGAUUCCUGCAUUUACAGUGGAAAAAGCAUUUCAAUUUCCUUGUUCAGUUUCCCUUAAGCCUCUUUUGAUAACGUUUUUUAAAUUAUUUUUCAGUUGCUGUUCUUUUUCUAUCCAAUAUAUAUAUUUAAAAUUGAAUAAAUUGUGUUACAUGUCUUUGUGUUGAGAUUGUUCCAUGACAGACAUACUGCUUUUAAGGGUGUUAAAAAAUCGAUUUUGAGAUAUUUCGCGAUAUUAGGUCACGCUAUUUUCGUAAAUAUUCAAAAUCCGUCUGUAUCGAUCAUUACAUGUGUGUUUUUGGUGGAAAUAAAUAGGGCUGCCGCUAUCGAAUAUUU